AUGAAAGACAUCUCGGGCAAAGAGCUUCUGCAGCUGGUGCGGUCCCAGCUGCCUGCAAAGCCGGGCGCGAGGCUGCACCUCAUCUUCGGCGACGUGGAGCUGCGUCCCGAGCACAGCCUACGCGCUCAAGGCCUCGGCCCUUCAGCCUUCGGAACCUUCACCUACUCCCGGGCCGACCUGCGCAAGGCCUGGAACUUGCUGACAGGCCACGACCAAGCCGAAGCAGAAGAUGACUUGAAAGGAAUCACGGAGCUGUCUUGGGAGCGCCAAAUUCUUGGGUCUCCGUUGCCGGCCGUGUGGCCAAAGACGUUGGAAUGCCUCACCUUUGGCCGGGAGUUUGAUGAAGGCUUGGAGGAAGCGACGCUGCCAGAAAGCUUGAACAGCUUGAGCUUCGGCUAUUAUUUCAACCAUCCUUUGCAGAGAGUCAAUCUGCCCUGCAGAUUGCAAAUUCUCACUUUCAACGGCAUCUUCAACCGGCCUUUAGCAGGGGUGGCUUUGCCAGAGAGCUUGCAGAGCCUGACUUUCGGACCGGACUUCAACCAAAGCCUGGCAGGAGUGGAUUUGCCAAAAAACCUGCAGAGCCUCACCUUUCGCUUCAAAUUCAACAAGAGUUUGCAGCGAGUAACUCUGCCAAGUAGCUUGAAACACCUAACCUUUGGCUUUGACUUCAACCAACCGCUUGAUGGACUGACUUUGCCCAGCUUGCAGAGCCUGACCUUUGGGGGACAGUACAACCAGCCCUUCAGCUCGGUGGUUCUGCCCAGCUUACAAUGCCUGACCUUCGGCAGCAACUUCAACCAGAGCUUCCCCUCGGGUCUUUGCCUUCCAGCGCUGCAGAGCUUGAGCUUCGGGGAGCAGUUCAACCAGACUUUGGACGCGGCUUUGCCGGAAGGUUUGCAGAGCCUGGCCUUGGGCGCAAAGUUCAACCAGCGCUUGGGCGUGCCGCACACCUUGCAGAGCCUCACUUUGGGCUCCGGGUUCCGCCAGAGCUUGGAGCACUUGCCAGAGGGCCUGCAGAGUCUGAGCAUUGGGCAAGAGCUGAAGUACAUGUGGGGAGUGACCUUGCCAGCAAACUUGCAGAGCUUGGCUUUUGCCGGCGAUUCAACUUCCAGCUUGCAAGGAUUGAUUUUACCCGAAAGCUUGCAAAGUCUGACACUCUGUGAGCAUUUUUCCCACAGCCUGCAGGGAGUGUGCUUUCCCUGCAGCCUGCAGAGCCUGACUUUGGGCUUUCAGUUCAACCACUCUUUGCAGGGCGUGCGCUUUCCAAACUCUUUGCAGAGCCUCACUUUGGGCGUGCUCUUCAAUCAAACAUUGCAUGGAGUGGAGCUGCCGAACAGCCUGCAGAGCCUGACUUUCGGGGAGAAGUUCAAUCAACACUUGGAAGCAUUGCCGGACACCUUGCCACAUCGCUGGCAGUCGCUGAAUCUUGGAGGGGAUUUCAACCAAAGCCUCGGGGGAGUGGCGUGGCCAAAGCACUUGAGGAGCCUCACGCUCGGGGAAAAGUUCAAUCAAAGCUUGCUGGGACUACCAGCCCACUUGGAAAGCCUGACUCUGGGCCGGUUCUUCAAUCAAGGCUGGCAGGAAGUGACGUUGCCAGAGGGAUUGCAAAGCCUGACCUUCGGCGCGAUGUUCAAUCGAAGCCUUGGAAUGUCAUUGCCAGACGGCCUCCAAAGCCUAACCUUUGGCCGGGAGUUCAACCAGAGCCUGGAAGGGAUCCAUUUGCCAACCAGCUUGCUCAGCCUCGCGUUCGGCGACAAGUUCCGGCAAAGCCUUCAGCAGGUCUGCCUUCCAAGCGGCCUGCAGAGCCUACGCCUUGGACCCUUCUUUGACCUACGUGGGCAAAUGGCCUUUUUGCCCGACAGCCUGAGCAGCUUGCAAGCGGGAGGUCUGGCAAUCAGUACUGGAACCUGA
Messenger RNA from Effrenium voratum, 1911 nucleotides. Lineage: Eukaryota; Dinophyceae; Suessiales; Symbiodiniaceae. The record is from the annotation of a GenBank genome assembly.